This is a messenger RNA of Lolium rigidum, 237 nucleotides long. RefSeq names its product immediate early response 3-interacting protein 1-like. NCBI's taxonomy places the organism in Eukaryota, Viridiplantae, Streptophyta, Magnoliopsida, Poales, Poaceae. Gene Ontology annotation, cellular component: COPII-coated ER to Golgi transport vesicle; endoplasmic reticulum membrane; Golgi membrane. The transcript has a single exon. The coding region runs from base 1 to 237 and encodes 78 amino acids. The record is from RefSeq and is a predicted model, not a curated record. Gene Ontology annotation, biological process: endoplasmic reticulum to Golgi vesicle-mediated transport.
AUGGGGCUGUGGACAGUUCUUCAGGGUUUCCUACUUAUAGCCAAUGCUUUUGCCAUAUUGAAUGAAGACCGUUUUCUUACUCCCAGACGAUGGAGCUUCGCUGAUGUUGGAGGCGCCCAUGGAGCAAACACCUUCAAAGGACAGAUCAUUGGCCUCAUCUACGCGGCUCAAUACAUGAGACUUCCCUUGAUCCUUCUUAACGGAAUCACCAUAGUUGUCAAGUUCGUUUCAUUCUGA